AAGCAAAAAAACAGAAUGUCAAUAAAGAAAUAAUAACUUUUGCUAACGGUUAACUUUCCUUCGGUCCUCGCAAUCAAGUUGUGUGCAAUUGUACCAAUGUUUUGUGUACGUGAAUGUAUAAAGUGUUAGUGCGUGUGUUUUUUUUAGCAUAUAAUAGCAUAAUUCAUUAGUGUUUAAUUCGGUGCGCGUGGGUGGCAAAGAGAGAGCGAACGUCAAAAAGGAGAGCAAAAAAACCAGAAAGGAAAAAUAUUGUGCAAUGUGAGACGCGAGGACAUCGAAAAGGGGCAGAGAAAGAGUGAAAAUAGCAGUAAAGAAAUCGCAGGAGGUUGUGUUUUCGUAAUUGUGUGUGUGUGUGUAAAGUGCGUAUUGUAGCCGGGCUCGGGGCGGGGGAAACAGAGAAAAAAAUGUGAAACGGGCCCCAAAGUCAGCUAAAGGUCUACACUCUAAACAAAAAGAAAAUUAUGUGCCUGGUGGAGCAUGCAGGUGGUGGAGAACAGCAGCAGCAGCAGGUGCAGCGGCAGCGGCAGGAACAUGCCUCAUCUUCUUCAACAUACUGCUCCUCGACCACGUCCUCAUCCUCCUCCUCCUCAUCAGAAGAACAACAACAGCAACAACAACAGAACCAUCAUCGACAGAGUUUGCGUUGCAGCACCACCACGCCCACAUUUAAUGCAAAAUAUAGGCGAAAAUGUUUACUCCUCUUGGCCCUGCUGCUCUUCCAUGGCUGCUUUAGCGGAUUACACCGUGCCAGCGCCUACAAUUGCACAGCCCAUGGCAAUCGGUGUCAAAACGAUGGCCAAUGCCAAGAGGAUGGGCAAUGUCUGUGCGCCGAUGGCUGGCAAGGACCCGAAUGUCAAUACUGCGGCGGUAAAGUACGCAUGUACCAUCCGAUGGGCACCAUACACGAUGGCUGGGGCAACUAUUCGGUGAGUGUCAAGUGUAGUUGGCUAAUCGAUGCACGUCAUCCGCAUUGGGGCAGACGACAUAAUGCCAGUCCACCACGCGCCUCCAAUAUCCGUAUACAUCUACGCGAAUUUGCCACCGAAUGCGGCUGGGAUCAUUUGUAUAUAUACGAUGGCGAUAGCGUAGAUUCACCGCUCCUUGCAGUGUUUAGUGGUCUCAUGUAUAGGGGAAAUUUCUCCAUACGUCGUGUGCCUCAGGUUAUAGCCAGAUCUGGGACGGCAUUGGUGCACUUCUUUAGCGACGAUGCGUAUAACAUGUCUGGAUUUAAUCUUACAUACAAAAUGAAUGGUUGUCCUACAGAUAGCGAUGAGCUCGAGUGUUCCGGUCAUGGCACGUGCCGUGACGGCGAUUGUCUUUGUGAUCCCAUGUACAGAGGAGAUGCCUGCAAUGUGGCCGCUUGUCCAGGCAAUUGCACUGAAUCGCGUAACCAUGGCAUUUGUAGGCCAGAUCAAGAGCGAUGCCUUUGCAACGAGGGAUAUGGCGGCGAUGAUUGCAGUCAAAUCAGUGCCCAUGGAGUGUGGAGUACUGUGCAUCCAAAGCAUUCACCAUCCCCAGCUGGUAGUGCCUCACAUGGCGCCGCCGUUUGGCGCGACACAUUGCACAUCAUUGGCGGCGAAUCGUAUGGACGUGGCGAACUAAUGAGCACCUACGACUUCAAUGGCAAUGUAUGGGAGACCGUGCAUCCGGAGGAUGGAAGUGGAGCACCAGAGAAACGUUAUGGCGCCUCUACUGUAAUGUACGGCGACAAGAUCUUUCUUUAUGGCGGUGUAGUCAAAGGUCAGGGCAUCUCGAACGAGUUGUGGGCCUUUGAUGUGUCGGCCAAGACGUGGGAGUUGAUUGCUGUGAAAACGGAUACGUGCAAUGCAACAGGUGCCACCAUGUGCGGACCAUUGAGGGUGGCCGGCCACACAGCCACAUUGGUCCCAGGAUUCGGCGACAAGAACAACUAUCAGUAUAUGGUGGUCAUAUUUGGGCAUUCCCCUCAGUAUGGCUAUCUAAACACAGUGCAGGAAUUCAAUUUUGGCACACGGGAAUGGCGGAUUGUCCAGACCUCGGGUUAUGUGGUGAAGGGCGGCUACGGCCACAGUUCGGCGUAUGAUUUCCUCACCGAGAAGGUCUAUGUCUACGGUGGCAUUGUUUCGGAGAGUGAGUCCAGCCAGGUGCUGAGCUCGCGUCUUUAUGCCUACGAGCCAUCGACCCGCAUAUGGACCAUAUUGUCGGCGGCGCCCAGUGCCCGGCUUUUGCACACCGCCAACUUUGUCAAUCAGGGCCUGAUGAUGGUCUUUGGCGGUAAUACGCAUAACGACACCUCGCAAAGCUACGGCGCCAAGUGCUACAGCCAAGAUCUGCUCAUCUACGAUGUAUACUGUGAUUCCUGGCACUUGCAUCAAAUGCCCGGCCAUCUUCAGGCGGAUCUGGCGAGAUUUGGGCACAGCUCGGUGGUUUUUGAGGAUGCCCUGUAUAUCUAUGGAGGAUUCAAUGGCCAGUUGCUAAGCGACAUAUUGCGCUAUGAGCCGGGACAGUGCAGUUUCUAUACCAAGCAGGAGAGAUGCACCAGUGCACGUCCGGGGGUCAAGUGCAUUUGGGAUGUGCAGAAAAUGCGUUGCAUUUCCAUCACCCAAGUCCAACGAUCGGCCAUCUAUGGACGGGAGCAGUAUGACUAUGUGGCAUGUCCUUCCAAAAGCCGCCUGACCAUGACAUCGGAGCAUCUGCACGAUGUCCUACGUUGUCAGGAGCUGAGCAAUUGCCAGUCGUGUGUGUCCACCGCCUUUGAGUGCACUUAUUGCGGCAACGGAGUGUGCAGUAAGGAGCGCUGCCGCGAAACCACUUCAGUGGCAUCGGUGUUCUUUGAAUCGUCCACCAACCACCACCCGGCCACCCAGCAAACGGUUCAACAGCAAACUGCAAGCACUGUGGGUCCCCCCCUGAACGCCAAACGCCUAGAGAGCUGUCCGUCCUUUGAGGAGUUUCAGGUGCAAUCUGUGUGCGAGCAGCUGCACAAUUGUCGGGCCUGUAUAUCGAAUGUGGCCUGCAAAUGGGAUACGGAGCAGAAUCGUUGUCGCAGUAUCUCGAUGUCAUCCGCCCAGCACGGUGGCACGGUGCUGAACAAUCGCACACUCGAAGACUUCAUCUGUCCGCCGGCGUGUGCCACAUUAACCAAUUGUCAGAACUGCACCGAGGAUGAGUGCAUCUGGUGUCAGAAUGAGCAGCGAUGUGUCGAUCGCAAUGCCUACACCGCGAGCUUCCCCUACGGACAGUGCCGGGAAUGGACCACAUUCACCUCCAAGUGCCGUUCAACGCCCAUUACGGCCCUAAGCACAUCUGUUGGCAGCACGACGGCGUUGUCCAGUGCCCAAUGUGGCUACUACAACAGUUGCCAGCAUUGCCUCGAUGAUCCAGCCUGCGGUUGGUGUGACAAUGGCUCCAACACGGGUCUGGGGAAGUGUGUCGUCGGUGGAGCCUUGGCCCCCUACGAUGACACGGAAUGUGCGCUCAAACAUUGGUUCUUCACAUCGUGUCCACGCUGCAAUUGCAAUGGCCAUUCGUACUGCAACGACCAGCAGCAUUGCGAGCAGCCGUGCAACAACCUGACGGUCGGAGCGCAUUGCGAGAAAUGCCGCACCGGCUAUUGGGGCAAUGCCAUCAAUGGGGGUGAAUGCCAGCGGUGCGAGUGCAACAAUCAGGGCGACUAUUGUCAUCCAGAUACGGGCAAAUGCUAUUGCAGCACCAAGGGCAUUGUGGGGGAUCAUUGCGAGAAAUGCGACUCGCAGAAUCACUAUCACGGCGAUCCGAUGAGGGGUUCCUGUUACUAUGAGCUCACCAUCGACUAUCAGUUCACCUUCAAUUUGUCCAAGAAGGAGGAUCGUCAUUUCACGCAAAUCAAUUUUCGCAAUUCGCCCGGCAAACCGGAAAUCGAUGCGGACUUCACAAUUACUUGCAGUGUGCCGGCCAAAAUGGACAUCUCGGUGAAGCGGGCCGGUUCGCCAGAGAAACUGAUUUUGGUGGGCGUCAACUGUUCGACAUUCCGACAUCGUUUUCCCAAGACCGAAUAUCAAUUUGGCCAUCUGCCGGAUGAUAACAGCUCGUUGACCACAUUCUAUGUGUUUGUCCAUGACUUUCAGCCGCCCAUCUGGAUACAGAUUGCCUUCUCGCAGUAUCCAAAGCUCAAUCUGCAGCAGUUUUUCAUAACAUUCUCGUCGUGCUUCUUGCUGUUGCUCCUGAUGGCCGCUGUUUUGUGGAAGAUUAAGCAAAAGUAUGAUAUGUUCCGACGACGGCAACGUUUGUUUGUCGAAAUGGAACAAAUGGCGAGUCGACCCUUUUCCCAGGUUUUGGUCGAUAUUGAAAACCGUGAAAGUAUUGAUCUAAGUCUAACCCUGGAAGGCAUCGGUCAUUUGUCCAAGAAACGCAAAAGGGAAUGUCCAAGUCCCAUUGCUUUGGAGCCAUGCAGUGGCAAUCGAGCCGCUGUGCUCUCGCUUCUAGUCCGGCUUCCCACAGGGGGCCUAUCCCAAGCGCCUGCUGGCCAAUCGGCUGGUUUGGCUGUGGCCAGUGCUUUAGUCACGCUUGGUAAUCCGCGUCGUCCGUCUAUGGAUCAGCAUCCAAAGGAGCCAAAAUCAAAACGCAAGCAGAGCCAACAUCCAGACAGUUGUACAUAAAACACAAUAAUUUAAUUUAAAACCCAAAAUAAUAAUAAUAACACAUUUAUAAUUAUUAUUGAUAAUAAUUAGGUAUUUAGGACAACAACAAGAACAUUUUCUUCUACCACCAAGAACAACUGCAGCAGCUUAACACACACACACACAAGCAUACUCACACACAGAGAGAGUAAAUGCCAGCAGCAGCCAGCAAGUUGAUAAUCCACAGUUAUUACUACCUUAAUGCAUUAGACUAAUAAUCCAUUAAUUCUAAUACAAGAAAACAAAAGAAACAAAACCA
Molecule: messenger RNA, 4896 nt
Organism: Drosophila willistoni
Lineage: Eukaryota; Metazoa; Arthropoda; Insecta; Diptera; Drosophilidae
Gene: dsd
Product: attractin-like protein 1
Exons: 8
Coding region: 462-4616 (1384 amino acids)
Cellular component (GO): Golgi apparatus
Molecular function (GO): protein binding
Source: RefSeq, a predicted model, not a curated record